AUGGCUGCUCCCAAGAGAUAUUACUCUGCUGGUGAUGACAAGGUGUCUAAAUCGCGUGCGUUCAAUGCCGGCUUACUUACGGUUCUCACAUUGCUUGUUCUCGCUGGCUGGGUGUACCAUUUCAUAUGGGCUCUUCAAGUAGUUAUCAACCAACCCUAUGGAGGUGUGCUUAACAAUUUGGUAUAUGGUCCAGGAACGCUUGUGGCCAAUGCUGGGUUGAGUACCAAGCUAGUAGGUUAUUUGAAUGACAAGCUAGUGGGCGACAAAAUCGACGCGGAUCAUAAGAAGUAUUUGUAG
Molecule: messenger RNA, 297 nt
Organism: Scheffersomyces stipitis CBS 6054
Lineage: Eukaryota; Fungi; Ascomycota; Pichiomycetes; Serinales; Debaryomycetaceae
Exons: 1
Coding region: 1-297 (98 amino acids)
Source: RefSeq, a predicted model, not a curated record